Messenger RNA from Balaenoptera acutorostrata (minke whale), 1094 nucleotides. RefSeq names its product KH domain containing 3 like, subcortical maternal complex member (gene KHDC3L). Gene Ontology annotation, cellular component: protein-containing complex; apical cortex. Gene Ontology annotation, molecular function: RNA binding. Bases 102 to 1094 code for a protein of 330 amino acids. The transcript has 3 exons. NCBI's taxonomy places the organism in Eukaryota, Metazoa, Chordata, Mammalia, Artiodactyla, Balaenopteridae. The record is from RefSeq and is a predicted model, not a curated record.
GAAAGCCCUGCAUAUAAGGCCGGGGGCAUUGCAGCGGCGGGUUUCAUGCUCGGCCGGCGAUUGUCAGCGGACCCACUGCCCCCUGCGAGGCUCGCCGCGGCAUGGCCGCCCCCAAGCGGUUUCCGACGCUCGUUCAGCUGGAGCAGCGAGAAGGGACGCUCUUCGAGGUGCUCGGUAACCUCACCAAGCGGCCCUACUGGUUUCACUCCGAGUACCUGAAGAGUCCGAGGGCGAUUCACCUGGAGGCCUGGCUGGUGGAAGCAAUCUUCGGCCUGGGCGGAGAGCACAUCCCGCAUGUCGAGUGUGUGUCGCAGACCCUGCUUCACGUUAAUCAGUGGGACCCGGACGGCGAGGCUGAGAUCUUGAUAUUUGGCCGGCCUUAUUACCAGAAAGAUGUAUCCACUAUGAUCAUGAACUUGGCUGACUAUCACCGCCAACUCCGGGCGCAAAGUACGGGGCCGGGAACAAUGAAAGGCUCUGAGAAGCCUCCUGCCCGGGAGGCGGCGACCCAGCGGUCCCCCAGCGCAGUCCGGCAGGCGGCGACCCAUCUGUGCCCCAGCGAAGCCCGGGAGGCCGGGACCCAGCGGUCCCCCUGCGCGGUCCGGCAGGCGGCCACCCAGCGGUCCCCCGGCGCUGCCCGGGAGGCGGCGACCCAGCGGUCCCCCGGCGCUGCCCGGGAGGCGGCGACCCAGCGGUCCCCCGGCGCUGCCCGGGAGGCGGCGACCCAGCGGUCCCCCGGCGCUGCCCGGGAGGCGGCGACCCAGCGGUCCCCCGGCGCUGCCCGGGAGGCGGCGACCCAGCGGUCCCCCGGCGCUGCCCGGGAGGCGGCGACCCAGCGGUCCCCCGGCGCAGCCCGGGAGGCGGCGACCCAGCGGUCCCCCGGCGCUGCCCGGGAGGCGGCGACCCAGCGGUCCCCCGGCGCAGCCCGGGAGGCGGCGACCCAGCGGUCCCCCGGUGCUGCCCGGGAGGCGGCGACCCAGCGGUCCCCCGGCGCAGCCCGGGAGGCGGCGACCCAGCGGUCCCCCCGCGCAGCCCGGGAGGCGGCGACCCAGAGCUUCCCCGAAGCUAUCCAGGGUCCGGUUACCAGGUUCUGA